Rotaria sordida is the source of this 1179-nucleotide messenger RNA. The record is from the annotation of a GenBank genome assembly. NCBI's taxonomy places the organism in Eukaryota, Metazoa, Rotifera, Eurotatoria, Philodinida, Philodinidae.
AUGAAAGCAAUGAUUGAUACUGGUGCUAAUCGAACUUUUAUUUCAAUUAAAGUAUUACCUACAUUUUAUAAUAAAUCAUUUAUUCAUAGGAAACAAAAAAAUGCAACAUUAGCUGAUGGUCAUACAUCGAUUCCUGUUUUAGGUACAUCGAAUUUACGAAUUGUUAUGGGUGAUAUGUUAACAUUUAUUAAAGCAUAUGUUGUUAAAGAAUUAUGUGCUGAUUGCAUACUAGGAAUGGAUUUUAUUAACAAGUAUAAAUUAAUUAUAAACACGGAAGAAAAAAUUGUUUCACUUUAUAAUAAUUAUAAACGUACAACAUUAAAAUUUGAUAUUAAUUCAAAUGAAAACAAAUAUCCAGCACGUCUAAUUAAUAAUAUUCGGAUUCCACCAAAACAGACCAGGUCUAUUCCUGUUUCUAUUGAAUUAUUAUCAGCUGAUGUAAUAUUUUGUCCAUCAUUUAAAUUACAACAACGAACAUCUCUACUCACGUUAAAUUCUUCGUUAAAAGUUCACGAUUAUACCUCAAAGGUUUCACUUUAUAAUCCAACGGAUUAUUCAUGUUCAUUGCCAAAAGGCUUAAUACUAGGAACAACUACUAUUCCUACAUUAUCUUUCAAGAAAAAUUCAACUAUUGAUUAUGAAUUAGUAAACACAAACAUCACCAAUUUAAUUCGACAUAUUACUAGUCUUGAUCGACAUGAAAAAAUUAAAUCUAUCUUUUAUCAACAUUCAAAAUUAUUUGAUACUAGUAAAUCUACAAUUGCAACUAAUGUAAAACCACAUUCAAUAAAAACACUUGAUCAUCCUCCACCAACAUCAAAACCGUAUUAUACAACACCAAAUAAACAAGAAGAAAUGUACAAGAUAGUACAAGAAUUAUUAUAUUUUGGUUUAAUUAGACCUUCUUAUUCACCAUAUGCUGCAUCUGCUUUACUUGUACCCAAACAUGAUGGUAAUUGGAGAAUGGUGGUAGAUUAUAAAAAAUUAAAUCACAUCACAAUUAAAGAUAGUCAUCCAUUACCCAAGAUGGAACGAGCGAUUCAAACACUAGGUGGUGGUUAUAAAUUCUUUUCGAAGCUUGAUAUGAAAAGUGGUUUUUGGCAGAUUCCAAUCGAAGAAGAAGAUAGACAUAAAACUGCAUUAUUACACCUGAAGGCCUUUAUGAAUGGAACGUUUUAG